UUCUAGAGCACAUGGCAGGGGAUUGCAUCCAGAUGGUUCUUGGAUAUCUCCAGUGAGGGAGACUCUACAACCUCUCUGGGCAAUCUUUAGUUCAAAGAUUUUCCACUAUGUAUUGCCCAGUUUUAUUCUGAUCUACUUUCUGCUAAAAACUUUGGGAGGAAAAAAAGCAAAGUAUCUUGCGUGAGAAAGUCAUUUAAGCUGUCAAGAUCUUGGAUCUUUCUUUUCUAGAUUACAUGUAUCAUUUCUGCAACGCUUAGGCUUCUUACUGUUUUUCUGCAUGCUGUGCUUUCAACUUACCAGUGGUAUGAUUUGAGGCCAAAUACAGAAUUUUAAAUGAAGUUAAAAUUAACUCAUUUUAAAAUGAAAGGAAAGAGCUUAAGGUGUAGUAGGAAGGCAAAUUCUGCUCACCUUAUAAAAUAUGGUCCAAAGUAUAUGGCUGUCGAGGAAUUCUAAGUCACUGGCAGAACUUUGUUCUUCAAGCAUGCCUGUAUAUCUCUUAUGCAGUAUCUUUUCAAGCUACCCAGAGAAAAGCUGAAAAAACUGAUUGUUUUUCACUAGUUAAACAUUUGCAAAUUAAAAUGACAGCAAUACUUGCCAAACCCUAUUAGCAACAGUCAAUAAAUUAUUUUUUUUCAGCAUAAAUGCUGUUCUUCAUGUUUACAAUUUGUAGCUUCUUAGGUAACAGUGUCCAUGCAGUGUAGGUAAUGUAUAUCUGCUUCCAAAAAUGGUCUUUAACAUUCACUCACAGUACAUCUGAAGUAAAAUCAAUUCUAAUGCAUUUACUUGUUCUGCCAUACACACAAGAGGGCUAUAAAUUUUCUUAGAAUACAUAUUUAGUAGUUAUGCUGGGAAACAUAAAAGUUGCAAAAGAAUAAAUACUCAUUCAUAAGAUUAAGUCAAUUUUUAAGAUGUUGGAGAAGAAAUAACCCAAUGUUUUCUGUGGACAAUGAAAGAUUUCAGUCUGCAAAGUAAGCUGCACAUUUUUGCUCUCUUUUUGUUUUGCUUGAAUGGUCUUUUUGCUUCACAUAUUAAGUAAAGUAUUUUUAGUGGGGACAAUAGGAUAUUUGGAUAUUCUUGCUGGAAGGAUCUACUGAAAUAAGUGUCAAGUUGCACUGGUGAAGAAAAAAAACCAAACCAUAAAAAAAAAACCCAAAAAAACCUACUCCUCUUUCAGCAGUAUCUUACUGAAAAAUUUAGAUGAGAAACAGGAAGCAGUUCUUUGAAGAUGGAGCAAUUAGCAUUGUUACUGUGCUGUCCUGGAAAGUACAAGCCAUGAGUUACUUUUGUUUAACAGUAAUUGAAAUAACAACUGGAUUGCAUUAGAUUGUAUUUAAUCAUACUCUUGCAUUUUUCCAUGUUACAAAGGUAAGAACUGCCUUCUUUCAUGGUGUCUGUUCACGUUCUUGAUUUGUCUUCAAGGGGGAAUGGAGAAUUCAGGCCAUGAAAAGAUGAAAAUCUUUGUUAAGAGUUCAGAGUGAAAAAGUUCACAGGAAUUGUGAGGAUCCUAGUAAAACUUUGGAAGGAGCAUAUGGAAUAUUCAACACUUUUCUUUUUCUUAGGACUUUGUAUAUGAAGGUUGAGGCAGUUUUCUUUUUGCAUCAGGAUCAGAUGCAGUGUCCCUCUCUCAGAAACCUGUUACCAGAAAAAUCCAAGCCCAAAAAUCUUGUACAUUUUUCACCUCCUUUUCAGACACGUUUGUGAUAAAGUGAUUUGUAGAAGUGUUUGUCUACUGCUGAACUACUGCAAGUUACAUUUUUUUUUAAUUUUAGAGCUGGAAUCUGUGUGUCAAGUGAGCAAAGAGGUUCUAGCCAGAGUGUGUUGGUCACUUAUGGUCAGUUGGUCAUUGUUGUAGUUUAACCUCAGCUGAUAGCCCAACCCCACGCAGCUGCUCACUCACUUCUACCUGGUGGGAUGGGGAGGAGACUCAGAAGGUCAAAGAACACUUGUGGGUUGAGAUAAAGAGAAUUUAAUAGGGAAAGCAAAAUCUGCACACACAAACAAAGCAAAACAAGGAAUUCACAACUUCCCAUGGGCAAGCAGGUGUUCAGUCAUCCCCAGGACAACAGGGCUCCAGCAAUGCAUACUUGGGAAGACAAAGUCAUCCCUCCAAACGUCCCACUCUUCUUCCCCCCACUCUGUAUGCAGAGCAUGAUGCCAUAUGGUCUGGAAUACCCUUUGGUCAGUUGGGGUCAGCUGUCCUGGCUGUGUCAUCUCCCAACUCCUUGUGCACCCCCAGGCCCCUUGCUGGUGCGGUGAGUGAGGAGCAGAAACACCUUGCUCUGUGGGAGCACUGUGCAGCAGUAAUGAAAAGGUCUCUGGUUAUCAACUCUGUUUCCAGGAAAAGUCCUAAACAUGGCCCCAUGCCAGCUACUGUGAAGGUUAUAACUCUACCAGAGUUAAAACCAGCACUGUCAGUUAAAGUUGUAAUGUGGCCUUGGGCUAUCAAAAUGCCACUAGGCAAAACUUAGUUGAUCCUGUAGCACUUACUAUUAUAAUACAAGGUUGACUUUCUACAGAAAAUAGUAUUUGCUGUUCAGUUUUAUUUUCUUACAGAUUUUUAGGAGUCAGUCUUCUGUGUUAGGUCUGACAUCUCUAUUUUCAAAAAAAACUAUAGCUGCCUUUUAGUGAGACUUCUUGAGAUAACAUAAGGCAGACUGUAAAUGGAAGCAACUUAAAUGGAAAUUAAAGAUUUACAGAAUCUACUUGGACUACAGACAAGCUGAUUUCCGUAUUGCCAAAAGGAGGAAGAGACGCUCCCUCAGCUUGGACUGGGUAACCCUGUUGCCUUCUGAUUACAAGUUCUGGUACUUCUCAGCCUUUGUCAUGCAUCGAUUUAACAAGAGAAAUUGGUUCAUCAGUCUGCCGGAAUUCUCUUAUGUUUUAGAAAGUUAAAUCAGCUCACAGAAGGAUCAAAGAAAUCCCAGAGCCAGCAGAACGUAAGCACCAGAAAUGUUCAGUCAAGAGGCAGGAAUUCUCUGUUUCUGGCAGUGAGAGUGAGUAAUACAGUAAGUUCACUGCAUCUUGAGGGUUUGUAGCUGAAGAGCUCAUUUAGCCACGUUCUGAAUGAGUGGGCAACUGAGUUUAUGACAAGACCAUGUAGAAGGGAGAGGAGACAUACCUUGCUGAAUCCUGUUUUAGCUAUUAGUCAUUUAAGAUGGUCUGGAAGGUGUUUAGAACAGUUUGAAACAAUUUUAUCAAUUGCAUCAUUAAAGAUGCUCACAUUCUUCACAUGCAAGGAAGAAAUCUAAUGUCAGCUACCUCCCCUCACUGUUUUAAAUGAAAAAAUACUUGUUGGUGCUCUUUAUCUUUUUGAUGCAGUGGGGAUGAUAAUGGCUCUGUAAAUAGGGUUCGUAUUGCUUCAGAGAGACAGGCUGGCUUGUGAUUAAGACUUGUAUUUGUGAAGAGGACAUUAGUAUCAAGUGCUUUGGGUUCUGAUGCAACUGUCAGACUGAACAAAACAUCUAUUAUUUCUGUUUCAAUUUCUUGUUUAUGAGUUAUGAGAAGCUUGUCUCAUAAAAGUAAUUGUGAAGAUAAAUUUAUUAAUGAAUAUUGGGUACUCAGAUAGUAUGGCUAUGAGCUUACUGAAGAAAAUCCAGAAUGUAAUCAUCUUAAAGAGCACCUUUGUUAAGCAUUAUUAUGUAGGUCAUUAUAUGUAUCUGUUAAAGCAACCUAUUUAAGUAACUGCAUGUUAAGAUUUCCAAAACAAUUUAGGCAAUUUAAGUACAUAUUAUUUUCCAACUUAGUGAAAAGUGUAUUAAAUCACUAAGAACCAUUUAAACAUCUCCACUUGGGUGUUAAUGUACCCUUAAUUGCAUAAAGGUCAUGUGUGAUCAGUAGCUCUAAGAGGGCAAAGUUUCUUUUACAGUUUGUUAAAAGGACCCUAUUUUUACAGGCUAACAGUGACAGCAGUACCUUAAAGUACUAAAAGGAUUAAUUUGCAUGUUUAAUUUGGAUGUUUAAGCAUGUCUGACCUUAAUUCUGCUGCUACUGGUAGUUAGUAGAUAGUGAAUUUUUGUUCCUACAAUUUUGUGUUUCAUUUGAGACAUUUCUUUUAGGAAGAUAACCAAUUUAAAAUAAAUAAUAACAAACCCUUUGUGAUUUUCAUUCUGUGUCAGAAUAAAAUAUGGAUAUGUGUGGCUAUAUAUUAUGCUAAUUUAACAAACUGAAGGAAAAUGGAAGUGUUUACAUGUACUGUUGAUGGGCUAACGAAUACAGAAAGAGCUUAAUAUGUUAAACUUCAAAUCAGUGGAAAAGCAGAUUUACUGAACAAUGUUAAAAAGUUAAAAAUAUUAUAUAUGCACAUUUUGCACAUUCUUAGGCAUGAAAAGCACAAGAUGCACCUGUGGUGUGCAGGGCACUGGGAAGGUCCCACUUAGUAGGCUUAACCAUGGUCUAUAUCUCCAAAGGCUUGUUUCCCAACCAGGAGCUGGCACAGAGGCCAGCUUGGCAGGAACAACCCCUGUGCGUGCUGUGCUGUCCAAAACAGAGCAGAGACACUGCGGCUCAGGAGUUGUUUAUUGCCUGUCCUAGCUUUGCUACCAUAUCCAGGAAUUACUGGGAGGGGAAAGAUAGUGUUGUUAUUAGGCAUAUUUCAAAAAUGUAUAGAUAGUUAUUGCACAAGCUUAAUACUGUGAAUAAGCCGAUUCCCAUAUGCAGGGAAGUUCUCUGGCAGUGUUUCAUUUCGUAAGAUACUUGAAGCUAUAAUUAAUUGUGAGGAGAAGAAUUUGGAGAAAGCCCCCAAAGGUAGAAAAAAAUUUAAGUAUUGCUGUCAUGGCAUAUUUAACUCAAAUAUUAAGGUUUGCAAAAAACUGUAGCUGGAAGAUGUUUCCAUGAUGUUCCACACACUUUGGUGAAUAUAGUGUUGGCGGUAGACAAGUGAGCAAAUGAGCUGUAGUCCCAGCCUUUCGGAGAGCACCGACUUCUUUGCCUAUUUGGUAUUUGCCAAAUGAUAUUUGUCCAUUACCCAUGCAAGUGAAGAAAAAGCAGUUAUCCUAUGUUUCUUUCCAUCUGGGAAAGAUUGCUAUACCAUUCAAGAGAUCAAGUUCAUCAGUCUUUCCCUCCGUCACUACGUAUAAACUGGGCACCCCUUUAAGUCUCUUCCCUAAAUGGUACAAUCUAGCCAGUUUUGCCCCACUCAGUGCAGGGUUCAUUCUGUCUAAUAGUCUUCUACUAAAUACAUUAUUACACUUUCAGUUCCAAAAAGCAAUCAGUAUCAAUAGCGGAAAAAAAAAAAAUAGAAUUAAAAAGAAUCUUACUUCUUUCACCGUUUCACUGGCUUUAAAGACAGGACCUUAGAUCUUAAUGACUAUUUUGAACAUUAUACUCUGUGUAUAAUCAGGUGAUUCAGGCCAUGCAUUAGUACAACAUUCAGGGAGCUUAUAGUCAGGAAAUUGUAUUCUAUUAUUCUGUAGGAAUAGUAUUGAGUUUUAGUCUAUUUUCAGAUUGAGCUAGUGAAAGCUUCUUGAGGUCAUAAAUAGGCAGAGGCACCUUAAUUUAUUUUAUUUCUAUGUUUCAAAAGCCAUAAAGGAUUAUUCGUUGUCCUCCAUAAUAAAUAUUGAUUUUUCAGGAAAAUGGUUUCACUUUUGAAAUUACAAGGUUAUUCCUUCAAUUAUGCUGUCAGUAACCUUUAUGUAAUACCUUGUUUCUAAUAAGGCUAUAAAGAUUUUAUGACAGAAUAAUUUUCUGUGGAAAAACAAGUGGAAGUUUAGCUAGUUAGCUUAUUUAUUGAUGAUGCACAAAACAUCACAGUUAGGAACAUUUGUAUUAUGUUUUUGGUUCUGCAUGGCUGGUAGGAAUAAAAAUUAAAGACACUCAUUCAGUCAAGAGCAAAUGGUAGAGAAUAUAUACAACAGAAAGAAAACCUUUUGUGACAUUUUUCAAACAAAACUGAAUUUUUGACUGAUUCUUUAAAUUUGAAUACAAACAUAAAAAAUUAAUAUAGGUAAAUAUACAAUAAACAGGUGGUGAAACUCAUUUGCAAACAGAGCAAGUAAAAAAGGAAGAAGGUUUUUUAAAGAAGCAUUUUUUGUGUAUGAAAUAUUAGAACGCUCUCCUCAGAAGCUCUCUGGAUUCUUUAAGGGUCUUCCUGCUGUCUGGUACACAUGGGCAGGAGUUUUUCAUUGUGUUUCAGAAUGGAGACUAGGACACCCCAGCUCAUAGUCUGGUGUGCAGGGCACAGGACUGCUAUUUACCAUGCAGAUGCAUGGAGAAUCCAGUUAAAUAUUUGGGAGUAAUACUUUCCAUUCCUGGGAUCAGAACAGAGUAAGACUUGAAACAAAUUUCUGGCAGUAGGGAGGAGUGUUUCUUUUCUUAUCAGUUGUGUUCUCAAAUGUGGUUCAGAAUGCUUCAGUUUGGCAGGUGAGAAAUGCAUAAGCUGUGUUAGUAAAGAGUAUCCAAAGAAAUUGGAGGUCAAACUUCCUAAUGAGCUUGCAUUUUUGCCGUGCUAAACAUUCUCUCUCAGAAAGAGGAGGAGCUCAGAUGAGAGGUAGAGCAGUUACUAAAAGUUACUGAAAGACAGGCUUAUACUGGAAUAAGUACAGCAUCCAUCAUCAUAUUUACCAAAAGGGAUCAGUAUUGAACUAUGGUGUUAUUAACAGGUUUGUGAUUAAAGGAUCCAAUGCUUGUUUCAUAAAAAUAAUACCUCUAUGCAUAGCUUUGUAAGGGUCCCCCACAUUAGACAUGAGCAUCUACAGACAACGAGUAGACAAAUCCUCCCAUUUUUGGUUUUCAAUUGUAGUGUUGAUAAUCCCUCUUUUCUUUUGGUUUGUUCUUUACUACUUCUAUUCGCAUGGUAUUUGCACAGAAUUUUUUCACUUCUAUUUGUCCUUCAUUUUUAUGAAGACUACAAGAGUCUUGUUGAAAUUGCAGUCACAAGCUCUAUUGAACUGGUGCUGGCAGAAAUAAUUGUAUACAUCACUUGUUCUUUCAAGUGCUUCUCUAGUAGCAACCAAUUAUUUCUAUCACCAGGUAGCUGACUAAUGGUGGAGAGGUCAUUUGUCCUGGAAAGAUCUGAUCAAACUGCUGUGCUUUCCUUGUAAUAUGUUUAAGACUUAUUUUAUUGUCAGGGUUUUGGGUUUUUUUUCAAAAAAGUUUAAGUGUACACUGAGGAGAAUAUUAGAACGAUUUUGUAGAAUCAGACACAGUUCACUGCAAAUACAAGAGUUUAAUGUAAUGCACUGUUAACAGUUUUUUCAUUGGGAAAAAAUAGAAUUGAACAAAAUGUCCAAAGAGUCUGGAUAGCUCUUCGUGAAAAAAGUCAUCUUAAAUCCCAGUAACUAACACCAAAAGUCACCUCCUGCUUUCAACCCCCUUCAUUAGUAUCGCAUAGUAAAGAAACACAUUUGUAGAAUUCUGCUUCUCAAUCAAAUCUGUUGAUUACAAAAAUUCUGCAUGAUCUUCUUCAUACACUGUAGCUCUUUAUGCAUCUUUUGUAUAUGAUAGAAUACACUUGGCCUCUGAAGCUCGUUAAGUCCUUUACAGCUUUGCAGUCCCUCGUUAGACUUUUUCAAUCUUCUUGAACAUUGUUGAAAUUUGAUAGCUUUUUUUUUUAAAGUAAAUAAACUUCCACUUUCUAAAUUUGCUUCUUUGCAAAACGUGGUUACAUCUGAAAAGAUUUAAAUUUCUAACUUAAGCACUGUUUGUUGGGGGUUUUUCUAUUACGGUGUUUUAUUGUCUAUUUUUUCCUUAUGUGUUUUUAAUACUUGAUAUAUAUAGUUUAUGUUUACAUACUUUUACAUCCUAAUAAUUCCUUUACAUUCCAAGUUAGGAAUUUGAAUAAGCAGGUAUUUCUGCAAUAACAAUGUGAUGUGGCUUAUCAACAGAAAUCUGAAUCAGGAACUGGGCUCUACUCUGUUUGCUAUGUUUAGCAGUGCUUACUUGCUUCAGUUAGCUCCUUUAUGAACAAAAUACAGACUGAAGUUACCAGUGCAGCCAGGUUACAUUCAUGCCUGUGGAAAAAUCCAUGAAUGCACCUGAAGAUCUUGCUCUGCCAUACAGUGUUCCUUUUGAAGGGAAUUUUAGUGUUCCUUCUCCAGCCAAUGCAAGGGGUAUUGGUCUCAGCAGUGGAGCGCAGACAGCAUGACUGCAGGUAUAAAUGAUGAAAACUCCCAGCCUACACUGUAGGAAUGUACUUUUAGCCUGUGUAUGGCCUUGUAUGCUGCAGCACUUUCAGACAGUAUUGUUUGAGUGACCAUCAUCUGUGGCCCAAGUAUGCCAUAACCAUGCAAUACUCCAGUAGCCAGGAAAGGGCAUUUAGCCAACCAGACUGAAGCAGGGGUAAAUAAGAAUUUAAACCAUAACCCUGAGAUCUGUGCAUGAACUUUCCUUAAUUUCUAAAUUCUAUCAUUUUUUUCAGAACCAAUGUGUUAAAGAGGUAUUGCAGGUUUUCUAGUUUGUACAAGUUCUUAAACUAUAGGUUCUUAACACCAUAGUUCCUUAAAAUCUUUCAGUAGUCAUUGAGCAAUCUGACUAAUUCUUAUGAUAUGAUCUCAACCUCUCUCCUGGGGAGAUCUGUGGGCAGUAAAAUGUGUUGUUUUGACAGAAUUUUUUUUUUCUCCCGCCCUAUCCACCCCCUGUGUAUUAUUCAUGUUGCUAUCAAUUUUCCUUAAACAGUAGGAUCAAGAAACUAAGUCACGUAGUUAGUGUGAGACAGUGAAAUCUGUGAUAAACGUAAUUUCCAGGAGAGAUUGAUUCCAGUCAUUUGCAAAGACCCCAUGUUAGAGUGGUGGGAUAUAUGUGUUUUGGUUUGGUUUUUUGGUUUGGUUCUUUUCCUUGGGCUCAUCAUCAGACUGAGAAUUUACUUUGUUUACUUAAAGCCUGCCUCAUGUUUUGAAGCAUUCUUUUCAUGAUCCUUCCAAGCCCCCCUCCCUUUAUGGUUUUUAUUUGCAAUGCUACUGAGCUGUGAGGUUGAUAAAGAGCAGCAGAAGUCACAGCAUUUCUCUUUGGAAAUGAGAUGGUUGCCAUGGAAAUGCUUCCAGCUGCUUCUUGUCCCAGUUAAGAAAAUAAUUUUUAGACUCCUAUAUUACAAGGUUAAGCUACAAUGUUUAAAAACUAAAUCACAUAGCUAAUUGAUUUAAAAUUAAGAUCAACACAUUCCUUGUUAAAUAUCUUUGGGCUGAUAAUCACCUGAAAUUCUUGACUCAAAUAUUUGUGCAGGUAUUUAUAAAAUAUUUGUUUCUAUUCGUUUUUGUUCAGAUGGAAAAGAUUUUCAACUGAUUUUACUAGAUGUGUUUUUGUAGUAGAAAUUAUCCUGAAAGCUGACUGAUACCUACAUAGGUAGUGUUUAAAAUAUGACUCUGAGUUUGACUCAUAUUUUGCAAUAUGCCAAAUCUGGGUCAGACCGGAAAUGCUAGAUACUUUUAAAGUUUAUUUUCUCUGAAGUCCAGACAUUUGAUGAAGUGUUGGUUGUUUUGGUGGUCUCUAGUCAACCUCACUUUGAACAAGAUUAUCACCAACAGCAGUUCAGUCAUGUUGUGUCUAGCUAGUAUUAAAAAUUUCCAAGUAUGGAGGUUCCACAACCCAUCUGGGAAACCUUUUCCCCUAUUCCACUACUCCAGGUGAGAAAGCUUUUCCAAAUGUCCAGUUUGAAUCUCCAAGUCACAGGUUGUGGUCGUUGGACUAUGUUGUUGUUAGAUUAUGGGAUUAAUCAUGCUAAAAGCCUGGUGAGGUUCAGGUGAAUAGUGACAUGCAGAGGAGCUUUAGUUAACAUAAUCAGUGAAAACUGGAAGGCACAAACUUCUCUGCUCCUAAGGUUAUCAAAGGAAAAUGAUUAGACCAUUGUCCCUGGUGUGAAACACACAGAAAAACUCCCAGAGCUCCUGGCACAGUGUAGUAUUUCCUACAGGGGAUUUGCUAUGGGAUGCAGGGGAAAGGGCACUUUGCAAUUGUUUAAAGGUUAUUAUGGGAUACUUUUAAUGGGGCUCAGGGAGCCUGUAGAACUUUCUAUUAAAUGUUUAGUGAAAGGCCCAAAGGUCAGAAAAGGAGGGAUCCAUGUAGCAAAGAGGAACAAGCCUAGUUUGAUUUCUUUCUUGACCAGUCUUUGCUGGUUACUUUUCAUCACCUUAGCAUCCCCUGGGUUUUUUGUUCUCUAAUUUUCUGUGUUUUGAAAGGUAGCUCACUCUUCUUUAUCUCGCUUAGCUUUCCCCCUUUUUUAAAGAUAAGCCCAAUGCAAUCCUCUGGAACCUCCAUUACUUCUAAAAGGUAAUUGUAAAUGGUUCAGAGAGGACUUUUGCUAUUUCAUAAGGUACAUACAGAAUUUUAUCUGUCCUUGCUACUUUGAAAAUACUUAACUACUUCAGGUUUUUUGACAUAUUUUUCACUUAAUCGGGCCUCUGGUCCUACUCCUUCAUUAAAAUUAAUUUCAUUAAGUAUCUGAUCACUGUUUAUGAAGUGAGCAACAAAAAAAUCUGUGCCAUUUGCCUUUCUCCCUCGUAAAAUAAUGGGGAUUUGGGUUUAACUUCUUUUUAUGUCCAAUCCAUUUACAGAAUAUUUGUUGGAUUUUUAUGUCCCUUGAUAGCGGUAACCUAUUUAAUCUUAACCUCUCAUUUUAUCAAGAUCGGUUAUUGUGUUAUCCCUAUAUAGUCACUCUUAGGAUUUGUCCUUUGAUACCUCUUGCUUACAUAACUUCAUUCUGACUUCUAAAUUCUUAAAGAACCCUUUAGCCAGACCUUUUGAGCUCUUCCUGUGGUUCCUGUCUUUAUUCAUGAGAAAUAGUUUGUCAUUUAACCUUCACUAUAGUAUCUCUUAUUAACUGCCAGCCUGCUCAAAGAGCCUGUCUCUCUCAGACUCUUAGCAAAAGAGGAUAGAAGAUGGUUGCCUAAGUUUAUUGGUCUGCCUUUUAUUUUUUUAAAUAUAUUGUCCUUACAAUGCUGCAUAUACUUUUCCUCAGAAUCAUAAAUUCUACCCUCUUAAGAUAGGUGUCACCUAACUGGCAUUCCACAGAAGUAUUCUCCAACAGUUUUCACCUGCAAUGUUUGUAUCUGGCAAUUUCUGCCACCUUCAGAAUAAAAAAGUCAAUUAACAGAUGCUUCAUAUCAUACUGUUUUUUGAAGCUACCUGAGUAACUUAAGUUUUUCAUUACUAACAGUCUUAACUCUCAGCUAACCAAAUAGUUAUUUUCCAGUGUCUUCCAUGAUUAUGGUUUUGAUUGUAUUUUUCAAGUUAGGUCAGUGUUUUUGUUGAAAGCAAACCCUUUUUAAUUCUGUUAAGUUUCUACACCCUUAGAAUUUAGGGUUCAGCAGGAAGAUAUGAAGAAUAUGUUUUUAGUAUUUACUUCAGUUCUUAAAAUAUUUUUGUAAGAAAUCUCAACAAAUUUGCUGAACAUUUGAAAAGUCAAAUAUUUCUAAGAGUGUAGCAUUUGUUCUGUUUUACAUUCAGUCAAAAAUAUACUUUGGUUCAUUCCUCAAAUAAUGGUUCAUCUCACAAACACUGAAUGUGUAAAAAGAGAUUUAAAAUUUGUAUUGAAAAUAGCCUUAUGUGCAAUGUGUUUCAGCAGUUUCUGCAAUGUCAGACAAAACACACACUUCAUAUGCCAAUGCCAGCUCAUAAGUUCAAGAACAAGUGAAACCUGUUAGGAACAUUUCUCUUUGUUACUGAUCGUAUACAAAGAUACCAAAGUGCAUUUAGCCAAGGCUGCAAAACAAUGCAAAAUCACUGAAAGCUGCAGAAGUAUUUCUAUGGCCUGAUUUUGUUGUUUGGUGGAGGUUUGUUGGUUUGUUAGUUUGUUUUCCCAAAGCAAUCACUUGUGCUGUGUGCCCAUGAAACUUCUUUCAGGAAAGAUACUCAGUGAGCCCUUUGUUAUAUGUUUUAUGUGUUUUGUCAUGUUAGAACUUUGUCUCUUGUGUUACUCAGUAUACUGAGCAACAUUCUUGCAUUAAGUCAGGAUUUUGCAUGUUUCUGGCAACCAUAAAAAUCCCUAAAUCACCCAUGUCAAGCCUUCCGAAGGUCCUGGGUAUGCAAGUUGCCAGCCUGUGUCAAAGCCUUUCCCAUAAUGCCAGAGUGCGUCUUGGGCACAGUGAUCAUGAAAUGAUGGAUUUUUAAGUUCUUGGAGAAGUAAGGAGGGGGGCCAGCAGAACUGCCUUGGACUUUCAGAGAGCUUGCCCCACCUCUUGAAGUGCAAAGGAGUCCAGAAAGGCUGAACGUUCUUCAAGGGGGAAAUCUUAAAGAUGCAAGAGCAGGCUGUCUCCAUGUGCCAAAAGGUGGCAAGGAAGAGUAGCCUGGCUGAACAGAGACUAUGGACUGGAACUUAGGGAGAAAGAAGGUUUUAUGACCUUUGGAAGAAGGGUCAGGAAACUUGGAAGAACUACAAGGACAAUGUGAGCUUAUGGGGGGAUAAAAUUAGAAGGGUCGAAGCACGACCAGAAUUUAAUCUAACUACUACCCUAAAAGACAAUAAAAAAUGUUUCUAUAAACGCAUUACCAGUAAAGAGAGGGCUAAGGAUAAUCUCCAUUCUUUGUUGGAUGCAAGGGUAAACAGUGACAAAGGAUGAGGAAAAGGCUGAGGUGCUUAAAGCUUAAAGUGCUUAACAGCAAGACCAGUUGUUCUCAAGCCACUCAGCCCUGUGAGCUGGAAGACAGGAAUGGGGAGCAGAAUGAAGUCACCUUAAUCCAAGGGGAAAUGCUCAGUGACUUGCUAUACCACGUAGACACGCUCAGGUCUAUGGGGCCAGGUGGGAGCUGCCCACUGAGCCACUUUCCAUCAUUUAUCAACAGUCCUGGCAGACAGGAAGAUCAAAUGCAACACCCAUCUACAAGACUGGAAGGAGGAUCUGGGAACUACAGGCCUGUCAUCCUGACCUUGGUGCUGGGGAAGGUCAUGGAGCAGACCACCCUGAGUGUCAUCACAGGCACAUGCGGGACAACCAGGGGAUCGGGCCCAGGCAGCAUGGGUUUGUGAAAAGCAGGUCCUGCCUGACCAACUGAGUCUCCUAUGACAAGGUGACCCUCUCAAGUGGAUGAAGGAAAGGCUGUGGAUGUUGUCUACCCAGACCUUAGUCAAGCCUUUGAUGUCAUUUCCCACAGCAUUCUUCUGGAGAGACUGGAUUCCUAUGGCUUGGAUGGGUGCACUCAUUACUGGUUCUGUAUUGCUGCAGGAGGACUGACUCAGAAGGAAGAUGCUAUUGAGGAGCUCAGCAGGAUUCAUGCUGUUCUUGCUCUCUCAAUGCACUGUGUCCCUGGGCACCAAAGAGGAAAUGGUCCUGGCUAAUGCCCACCUUCUCCCGCAAAGAGACUAUGAGAGACUGGGUAACGCCAAUGAAAAAGACUAUCCAAGGGAUUGUUUUGAGAUUUUACUGCGCUCCAAAGGAAAUUCCAGAGAUGGCCUUUACAUCAUCCAACCAAAAGAGGAACCAAUUGUUGUCUUUUGUAACAUGCAGGAUGGUGGCUGGACAGUAAUCCAGCACAUUACAGCCAACAGUACUGUCGACUUUGAUAGGACCUGGCAGGACUACAAAUAUGGAUUUGGCUCUGUUCAUGAGAACCACUGGUUAGGAAAUGAAUACAUGCAUCAGUUAACCGGCAGCUCAGUGCAAUAUAUACUUGGAGUUAAACUUGUAAACCUAAAUGCUGAAGUGAAAUGGGGACAGUAUGAGCCAUUCCUGAUUGAGGGUGAAGAAUCUCAAUACCGAAUCCGGGUCGGUCUUUACAAAGGCAACGCCACCGAUGCGCUGACCCUGGACACAGAAGCUUAUCUCCAUGACAACCAGAAGUUCACCACCAAGGACAGAGACAACGACAAUUACUUUAUGAAUUGUGCUAAACUGGAACUCAGUGGCAUUCCUGGGGGAGGCUGGUGGUACGACGCCUGUGCUGGAGCAAAUCUAAACCGCAGGAACAUGAUAUACUGGCAAAAAGACUGCAACAAGCAACGCCCAUGCAAGUUUGCAUGGAUGAUGAUCAAACCCAUUGAGCACCACCAGUCAUACCCCACAAAGGCCUGCCCCUGUCAGAAAGUUGAACUGUAGACAAGCCAGGUGUAUUUGAUAGGAACAUGGACUCUUUCUCCAGUGACUGAAGUGAACUCACUGACUGAGUAAUCAUCCUAAGUAACCAUGACUGAAAAUUUAAGUUGGGCCUCUGCAAGGGCUUUAGGAUGGCAUAUUGUCCAGGACUGGAACAUGUCACAGAAAUAUGCCAACCACACAAGUGAGAAACUGUCAGAAAUUGAGGCCUCAACCACAAGAUUUAAUUAACCAGAAAAUUAAAAUAAUUAAUUUUAUAGUAUUUUAGCCAUAAAACAAGUCCGUUAUGAGAUCCAGGAUAUGAUGUCUUGUACAAUAUAUACAUAAAUAAAAAUGCAUUUCAGAAGGUUUUGCUCUGGUAUCAAUAUUAAUGAUUGAUUGCACACCUGUAAUUGCACAUCUUCAUAUGUCAUGCAGCGAAGAAAUUUCCAGUUAAAUACCUACAUUUACAAAAUACAUACUGGAGAGUAUUUUGUACCACAGGGCUCCAACAGGCCUUUUCUUUCUAACUUUAGUGAAUGGUAUUUUAAUAUGAAAAAUUGGAAUUAACCUCAUCUCCCAUGGCUUCUUUCCCCCUCCAGUGACUCUUCUUUUCUCUCUACUUUUUAAUGAUCCCUUAUACAAUGAAGUAUUCAGCACAGGCUUUUCUUGUCUUCCUUCAUUUUAGAGCACUCAGCA
This is a messenger RNA of Corvus hawaiiensis (hawaiian crow), 14633 nucleotides long. Its product is annotated as fibrinogen-like protein 1-like protein. Lineage: Eukaryota; Metazoa; Chordata; Aves; Passeriformes; Corvidae. The record is from RefSeq and is a predicted model, not a curated record. The transcript has 3 exons. The coding region runs from base 13110 to 13958 and encodes 282 amino acids.